Molecule: messenger RNA, 1451 nt
Organism: Onychomys torridus (southern grasshopper mouse)
Lineage: Eukaryota; Metazoa; Chordata; Mammalia; Rodentia; Cricetidae
Product: cytochrome b5
Exons: 4
Coding region: 156-452 (98 amino acids)
Cellular component (GO): intracellular membrane-bounded organelle; mitochondrial outer membrane
Molecular function (GO): heme binding
Source: RefSeq, a predicted model, not a curated record
CAUGCGGUCCCUACCCAGUUAGAGGCGCCACCUCACGGUCCUGGGCUUCGGUCCCGGUAAGGCUGGGAAUGUCCCGGGCGGUGGCGGCUCACACUUGAGUAGCGCACCAUCCUGCACUGCUGUAUUGCAGGGCCCGGGAGGCUCACAGUUCCGAGAUGGCCGGGCAGGCAAACAAAGAUGUGAAGUACUACACCCUGGAAGAGAUUCAGAAGCACAAAGACAGCAAGAGCACUUGGGUGAUCCUGCACCACAAGGUGUACGAUCUGACCAAGUUUCUGGAAGAGCAUCCUGGUGGCGAAGAAGUCCUAAGAGAGCAAGCUGGGGGCGAUGCUACCGAGAACUUUGAGGAUGUUGGGCACUCUACUGACGCACGAGAACUGUCUAAAACAUACAUCAUUGGGGAGCUUCAUCCAGAUGACAGAUCAAAGAUAGCCAAGCCUUCGGAGUCUUAAAGGUGAUGUGUCAAGGUUGGUGUGUGUCGCUGGGCUGCUUUGCUCAUGCACCCCUGAAGUGAAUUUGCCUCUGGAGAGGGGGGAGUCUCUCUAACAUACCUCGCAGGGGCAUUGCUUUGUCUUGCUACAAACAGCUGCUUGCUUUACCGAAGUUUUCAUGUGUGCUGCAGAGAGGUACGGCUGUGAUUCCCUGGUAGCGCUGGCCUGUCUGUAGCUGCUUGUGUUGAAGCACUAACAGUUUCACCGGUGUGGAAUAUUACCAGUGCUUCCUAACAUGUGUUAAACCCUAAACGUGUGUGCUUCGGGGGCUGCAGUGUUUGAAUAAUUUGGGAAAAUAUGUCUGUUUUUGUUUUUGUUUUUCUAUGGUCCUCAUGAAAAGGACUGUGCUCAGAAAGUGCUGGAAAGUAAACAGAGCUUUAUUUGUUGGUUAGGCAGAGUGGUUUCUGAGUUAGUCUGGGUUCUUCCUGGUGCCAUCUAGUGAGUUAAAGAAAUCUCAGAACAGGCGGUCUAAGCCUGUGAUACAAAUUCUUACUGUUUUAGUUGAGACACUUCUAAUGUAGCGCAGGUACACUUUUAUGCCCUGUCAGAUUUGAAUGAAUUAAAUGACAUUUUAUUUAAUAUUUAAUGCUUUGAAGAAUUAAAUUUCCUUUCCACAAGACAGUAAUACAGUCUUAUAUAUGUGUCCAUGAGUAUUCUGUUUUCAGGUUUUAUGUUGAAGUGCUGAAAUGUUAAAAGUGGAUUAUAUGUAUUCUAUUAACAUUUUCAAAUUAUAAAGUUUAUAUUCUUAAGUAAUUUAAAGAUUGUCCUUAAAAUUUUCAUUUUCUUGAAAAAUGGUAAAUUUAGGCUUUUUAGUAAGAACUUGGAUAUAAUUUUUUUAACAAUUUUUAAAAGAUAGAGUUGAAUAAAAUAAAUGGUGAGUUCCUUUUUAAUAUUAAAACAGGAUUUCAAUCAGGGGGAUAAAUGCUCAGAUGUAUCCUUAACUUCAUGUUUUCUUUUGUG